AUGAGGAAAGCAGAAAGAAAUCUCCGCGGGAGAGACACCGGUGUGCCGCCGCCGCCGCCGCCGCCGCUUCUCUCGCCGCCCCGCCUGAGGAGAAGCGCAGCCGGGAACGCUGCUCUCGCCGUCGCCGCUAACGCUGCCGCCGCCGCCGCCGCGAAAGCCCCGAGCUGGAGGGUGCACGGCGUGUCCCCGGGCGGCUGCAGCGGGAGCCCGGGCACUGCCCCAUCCUCCGCCCGCCCGCCAGCCGCGCGCAGCACCCGCUCCUCCCCCUCCGCAGCCGGCCCACCGCCGCCGCCCGCCUCAGCCCAGCCCAGCGCCCGCCAGCUCGCUCGUGCAUUCGUUCGCUCGUGUGCGCGCGCUCCCGCGCACCCGCCCUCCCCGCGCCUCACUCGGCGCGCGCUCCCGCCCCCGCGGCCCCGGCCGGCGGGAUCACGUGGACGGCUGGGCUCCCUCCUCCCCCGCCCCCUCCCCAGUUGUAGAGUGUGUAGAAAGCAAAAGGCUGGGGGCUGGCCGCGCUCGCGAGCCCAGGGCAUGCGCGCUGGGGCGGCCGGGCCUGCGCACUGGGGGCGGUGGGGAGCCUCGAGGUGGGCGGGGGCGUGGAGGGGGCUGUCCGUGGAGGGGGCCGCCCGAGUGGGGUCGGCCGCGGCCGGGCACAGUUGGCGCGCGAGGGCGUGGAAGCCGCCGGAGGAUCCGGCAUGUCUCAGGGCGGACGCGUGCGGGCCCCUGUUCCCAGGCCAUUCCGCGCGCGCCCCCCACCUCCUCCUCGGGACACUUGCCCCUGGAUCCCCUACCCCCGGCCGACCAGAGGCCGCUUUCUCGGGAAAUCCCCAGCCCCCAAGGGUGUUUUCCCUUGGGGACCUGCGCUGCGAGGGAGGGUGUUCAGAGAAGGGGCACAAGGGGGGCGUCCCUGGGAGGGGGGCGCGACUGGAGGCGACAGAACUGGGAGCGGGUGCCAAAGCGCGGGCCUUUGCUCCGCCGGGGCGCAGUAGGAGCACCAACAGGCAGAGUUGGAAACUUUUCCCCCACGUGGCACCACAGGCACUGGAAUUGAUCUAUACGGAUCAGAAAGACACCGACGGCCCGCUCUCAGCAGCCUCUAGGAUACUCUUCUCUUUCUGUCCCGGCACUUAAACAACGCGGCACCGUCACUCCUGCCUCCCUAGUAGCCCAAGCUCGUGGAACAAGAAAAGGAAGAUAAACUGACAUGUAUUAAUUAUUCGCAAUGGGCCAGGCACUGUGCUAGAACGUAUGAUUUCACCUCUUUAAAAUACAAAUCUGCACAUUUUAUUAAUAUUACUGGAAGGGGAAUGAUAGAGAAAACAUUGAGGACGUGUUUUCUCUCACAAUCUGACACAUCUGAUUGACUGAUUGAUUGAUUGUUUUUCAUUUAACAAUUAUUAGGCCUUACCAGGCUUAGGCACAGUUGUAGGUGCUCGGAAUACAGCGACGUACAAAACAGAAAAGAUACUGCCUGCUUCUUAGAUCUUACGUUCUAGCAGGCAAGCCUCACUUGUCUUAUAAUUCCUAAUAACAAUUUAAUAGUUUGUCAUUCUCUUGUUUUAGGUCACACUCCUUCACCUUCCCCAUUUCUGAAUCCCAGGUCUGGAUCUUUAUGAAAUCUGAUGGGGAGAUGGGAGGUGGGGGCGAGGACGGUAGCAAAAGGAACCAUCCACCCGACUGUGACUAAGAUAAGGUCUACCCAUGGCCUUCUCAACAGAUGACUGGAAGUUGAUUUCGUACUUUAUUUCUUAAGAAUAGUGACUAACCUACAGGAUCUGAUUCAAUUUAUUAGGAACACAGUGCCACCUUCCAAAAUUACUUACCUAAGAGGACUGAGCCUGCUGUCUCUGGAGCAGUUAGCUGAAAUAGUGCCUCAGAACGGAGCGUACCUGCGUUAACUUCUAGAGUGCUGUUUUCCGGCAGCUGCUGAAAUCCACGCUGAGGUUAUCAAGCUCAUCCUACAAAAUAAAACAAGUUCUUUGCAAUUUAAAGCAAAAAUCUGGGCUCAUUUUUAGGGUUUGUGGGGGAUGUGAAAGUUGUCUUAGAUAAGAUUCCAGGAAAGCUAGGAAUUAAUAGUGUAAUUACAGUCACUUUUCAACAACUUUGGGGAUUCGGUUGAGGGAGGUGUGAAAUUGGGAAAUUUAAUAAAAGGUCUUAUAUUAGUGACUUUCUAGAGUAGCCUUUGGCAGUCCUGUCUUUAAAGAGUAAUAACUGGUAGGGAAAAAAAUGAAUGGUAAUACACUGCAUCCAAGAACCUUGCCUUUAGCGAGCAUAAUUUGCAAACGCAUUUUGGGAUAAUGUUCAGGGUCCAAGUGUAAUCCUCCCUGGAAUUAGCAAUGCCUUUUGGGUCAGAGUUUCAUAGAUUUCUUCCAUCAUACAAUUAAAAUUGUUUUGGGAUUAUAUUGCCCAUAUUUGUUUCUAAUUCUCCAUUUUGCCUGUUUUAAUUGCCAGUGAUUAAUAACUGCCAUAUAAUAAGCUAAGCAUUUAUUAUGUUUCAGGCACAGUUCUAACUGCAUUAAAAUAAUAUCCCAUUUAAUUCUCGUAAAGUUUGAGAAUGGUUUUAUUAUACCUAUUUUACAGUUGAGUAAACCGAGGCUUAAAGUUAAGCACAUUGUCCAAGGUGCCUCCACUGCUUAGUCAUAAGCUAAAUUUGAUCUGAAUGACUCCAAAACCUUUAUCUUAAUGCUUAUGCUGAAAUGCCAGUCUUAAACUGAUUCCUCAAGAAAUCAAAUGCUAUGUGUAUUGUACAACCACUUUGGAAAGCUGUUGGCAAUAUCUCUUAAACAUAUGAAAACCCUAUGGCCCAGCACUUCCAUGCUUAGGAAUAUACCAAUGUCAAAUGUAUACCAAAAGACUAUUAAAGCACUCAGAGCAACCCUGUUCCUAAUAACCCCCAAACGGGAAACAACCCAAAUGGUCAUAAACAGUAAAAGAGAUAAAUAAUUGGUGGUACGUUCAUACUACAGAAUACACUCUACAACACUAAGGAUGAACAGUCUGCUUCCAAAUGCAGUAAAACACGUGAACCUCACAAAAGCGACCAGCCUCUCUGGCUGGUGAAAGGGAGACGCACAAUUGCAGGAGCCCAUUUAUAUAAAGUACAGAAACAGACAAAAGUCACUGAUGCUCUUCAAAGUCAGGAUAGUGGUUCCCUUGAGAGAGAGCUGAUGUCUAGGAGAGAACACCAAUACGGCUUCUGGGGAGAUGAUCAUGUUGUUUCUUGAGCUGGGUACUUGUGUGUUCACUUUGUGAAAAUUCACUGAGCUGCACUAUUGAUAUAUGCAUCUCUGUGUAUGUAAAUCAUGCUUCAAUGAAAAGCUUUAAAAUGCUGUGUAUGUAUGAAUGCAUUAGGGUAUUGCUUGUGUAUAUAUGAGUACCUAUGUAAUACUUUGUUUUUUUAUAUUAAUGACACUACUCAAUGCUU
Molecule: messenger RNA, 3421 nt
Organism: Callithrix jacchus (white-tufted-ear marmoset)
Lineage: Eukaryota; Metazoa; Chordata; Mammalia; Primates; Cebidae
Source: RefSeq, a predicted model, not a curated record